UGUUCCCAGGAACCGCCACCCAGGGGACAGGUGGCAUCAGCAGCGUGUGACAGCCAGCCCGGGUGGCCGGGGACAGCGGGAUGGCCGGGAAGGUGGCGCUGCUCCUGUGGGCCCAGACCCUCGGCCUCGCUGGCGCCCAGACCACCCAGCUCCUCGUGGAGCCCCCCUGGACACCGCCGGUGCUGUGGGACCGGGUGACACUGACCUGCCAGGGCUCGGGCACCGCCGCUGCCACCACCUGGUACAAGGACGGGCAGCGCUGGCGGCUGCAGGGACCCGACCGAUUCGUUGUCACCAAGAGUGGCACCUACCAGUGUGACAGACCCGGCACCGGGCUGAGCCCCCCCGUGAACGUCUCCAAUGCCUGGCUGGUGCUGCAGGUGCCGGCGCGGGCGCUGCUGGAGGGGGACACGGUGACACUGCGCUGCCGGAGCCGGCAGAACAAAUCGGUGACCUCGGUGUCCUUCUACCACGAGGAGAAACAACUGCAGCUGUUCCGCGAUGGGACCGAGCUGUCCCUGUCCCCUCUGCGGCUGCACCACAGCGGCCGCUACCGCUGCAGGGGCUGGGUGUAUUACGAGGUGUCAGGCGGGUGGAUUGAGUCGGAGUCAGUGCCGGUGACAGUGACAGUGCACGAGCUGUUCCCGGUGCUGGUGCUGGAGGGUCCCCCCGAGCCCACCGAGGGGUCCCCCCUCAAUCUCAGCUGCCUCAGCAUCCCCCGCCCCCUGCGGCCCCGAGCCCCCCUCCUGCACCUCUUCUACCGGCACGGGCGGUUGGUGGGGGGCCCGCAGGGGUCCCCUCAGCUCCUGCUGCCCGCCGUGGGGGUCUCCCACUCGGGGAAUUACAGCUGCCAGGUGCGCUCCGAGCGGGGGCCGUGCGGAAGAGCAGCGCCCGGCUCCGCGUCACGGUGCGCAUGCCCGUGGCCAAUGCCACCAUCAGCCCCGGUGCCCUGGCACAGCCGGUGCGCGCAGGUGACCCCGUGACCCUGCGCUGCUCGGUGCAGGUGGGCUCAGCCCCUGUCACCUUCACCUGGCUGCGCAACGGCAACGAGGUGGCCCGGGGUCCCCUCCUGGAGCUCGGG
Molecule: messenger RNA, 1081 nt
Organism: Corvus hawaiiensis (hawaiian crow)
Lineage: Eukaryota; Metazoa; Chordata; Aves; Passeriformes; Corvidae
Product: low affinity immunoglobulin gamma Fc region receptor III-like
Exons: 6
Coding region: 81-983 (300 amino acids)
Biological process (GO): cell surface receptor signaling pathway
Molecular function (GO): transmembrane signaling receptor activity
Source: RefSeq, a predicted model, not a curated record